AUGCUGGCCUCGUCGGAGGCAGUUGUGAGCCAUUCAACUGUGCAUGGCCCCAAUAAUGCCCUCGGCGUCCUCGAUGAGGGACUGCAUCUCCCCUUGGGAUCUGCUGGUGGUGGUUCGUCUGCCAAAGACAGUGCUAACGAACAUGCCCCUGCUGCAGAUUCCCCUACAUCUAUGAGGAAUUUUCCAGGCGUGUACCCCUCCGCUGCACAAUCGCGAAUGCCAGGUCCCUCUGAUUCCGCUGAGCCACUAAAGCGCCCCAACAGCUCGGCGCCGAGCGAUCGAGGGGCUUCCGAUGCAGUUUGUUCAACAGGGCUGCGACUGGCGUUCGAUUGCGCACUGCGGCGCGUCGUUGCUUUCGGAGUGAGGGAUUACUUGGUUGAGAAGUACAAGCUCCCGAUGAUGCCUCUGGACCUCUGCCAAAGCGAAAUUCUGCUGGACGUGGAACAGUGCAUUCCGACAGAUUUCACAGACCUAUUCCCUUCUGACACGUUCCUAGAGGUAGUGAGGCAGAAGCAGUUGUUGGUGGGCACGAUGGACUUCAGCGUAUUUCCACAGCUGGCCUCUGACCCGGGGAACACUUCGGGUUUUUACCCUGAACUUGUCCAGGCGGUUGCUCGGGAGCUCACGGUGAUUGCGUUGCAAAACCCAGGUCUGCGUCGCGAGCUGGUGGGCGAUCGAGAAUUGAAUAUCGGCAUUCUCGAUCAGUCUUUCAGCAAACGCUUGCACGACGUGAAGACGGCGGUGGCGCAGGAGUUGUUCUGGAACGCCGCAUGCAAUGAAAGCGCACGAAGCGCCCACGGCCUGCAGCCGCUGGCCGCCUCCACCGCGAAAGCCGCAGUCGCUCUGAACGACUCGCUGGGUGGCGACGGGAGCUUGUCUUGGCCCGAUGGUCUGUUGUGCGGUGACGCGUCUGCUAGCUCGUCGUCGUGUCUGUUGCUGGGGUGUCUGUCGCCGUGGCGAGAUAUUCCUAAAGAUAUUUUAAUUGGAGUAACUCACGUCAAAUUCAGCACGCCAAUGAACCUUGUAGCCGCGGUCCACCGCGGCGAAGUGCACAUGACGGACGUAGGCACCAUUGCAUCGGCGUACUUGCCAGAGAAGUACAACUUUCUGCCGCUGCGAGAAGUGCUGGAGCCCUCGUGCACCAUUGGCGCGUGGAAGAGUUUCUUCCUUCUGCGGGACUCCUGGAGUCGACGACGGCGCGGUCGCAGGCACAGCUCGGCAGAACACGAACAAAGAAAAUUAGCCAACGCGGUAACAGAGGCAUUCCAGGCCGAUGCAAGAAUCGCGAGUCUGUCGCUUAGCACAGGGAGCAUUGAGAGAAGAAGACAUUCUACGGGUUUCCCGACGACCUUGACAGAUUUGAACAAAGAAGGGAGGCCGAGCUCGGGAGCUAGGCAGGAGAUGGAAGGUGGCGAUGAGCUGCAGAGCUGGGAAGACCGUAUGCGGCAAACACGCAACUUGUUCUUUAAACUCUAUGGCGUCCAGACAGAAGGCUCCCCAACAACUAACAGUACUAGCAGCAGCAACCAUAAUCUGCAUCCAACAGCUUCCCUUGGAACUUCCGGGACAAAUUCGGUCUCCACCAACCGUAACGCGGACACGGACACGGCCGCGUUUGAAGAGAAGACGCUCGUGAAACUCCAGGCUGUCGAUCACUUCUUGUUCUCCUAUUUGUUCCCCGAGGAUUUCAGGAUCUCCAGUGUGAGGAAGUUGACCGACUUGUCGUCGGUACUCAGCGAUGGGGAGCCUGUAGGGGCCUUCGGCUAUGGCCUGGCGGGUCGAGGCGGACGUCGGCGGAUCUCCUCUAACUCCGCCUGGCGCUGUCAUUCGCAGCAGAGGCGGGCACCGAGUUUGAUCGGUUCUCGCUUCAGGAGAGAGCAGUUGGUGCCUCGUAUGGCAGCAGGCCUUCGCCAUGGCCGGGCGUGCGACUUGCCGUCGACGCGUGUGCGUCAGGGAGGGCGGCAGCACGACGGGGUGGUGGAGUUCCCAGGGCCCCUUGUGCCUUUAGCGGCCUUCUUCGCAAAGAGCAGAGACCCAACGUGCAGAGGACUUCCAAGGCGCUCCGUGACGACUGUGACGGAGAAGCAGACAGCGCUAAGCGCAGCAGCCUCGAUGCCGUUGCCAUACGUGUCUGUGCAUUGCUGCCUGCCAGCAGUCGGCGCGUUGGUUGCAAUUUUAUUUGCCUUCUUUUGA
Molecule: messenger RNA, 2193 nt
Organism: Eimeria maxima
Lineage: Eukaryota; Apicomplexa; Conoidasida; Eucoccidiorida; Eimeriidae
Exons: 4
Coding region: 1-2193 (730 amino acids)
Source: RefSeq, a predicted model, not a curated record